UGUACCCCUCCGAUCAUGAGCGGGUGUCAUAGGUGCAGAUGUACUACAGGUGAAUAUCCUGCUGACGUAUAUGUGCAGGAGUGGUGUGAGGAAGCAAAGUACAAAAUGAGCAUAUAAACUGCUGUCACGUAAGCAUCAUCCCCCAGGUUCUUAACAGGUAAACCAAAGUAGUCCUAAGUCAUUUGACCAAACCUCUGGGGCCAUUCAUUGACCUCCAUGGGAGCCAUAAUAGCAGCCGAAUCAGCUGUCCACCACCUUUUCCAGACUGAUGUGACCUGGCAGAAGAGGACAAAUCAAGGAACCCUGAUGAAGCAAAAAAAAGACUAAGCAGAAAUCCAGGUUUUAUGAAUAUAAAGGUUCUUCCAUAUAAGUUCAAUAAUUCUGCUUGCUGUUAGUGAAUAGAGAUAUUCAAUAUUUAAAAUCUCCGGAUGAAAACCUGUCCUUAAGAUGUGCUCUCAGGCAGAUGCAUGGCCUAUUCCUGUCUAUGAGUGAGCAGGAUGCAGAUAAAUGGAUGAUGGAGAGAUGAAGCCAUGGACUUAUGGAUGUAUUGGCAAAUGGAUGGAGCGAGCAAAGGGUGAACAAUGACUUUUGCAGAUGACAAGUUGGAGAAGUAUCUGCAAAAUAAUCUGAGGUGUCUAGAAAACAUAGCACUUGAUGAGCUGUUACCACAUCUGACCCCCUGCCUCACCCUGGCUACUGUGGAGAAGCUGAAAGCCCAUUUCAAAAAUGAGGGCAUCAGGAAAUCGGUGAUGACCUUCUAUCUAGAUCUGAUCAGAGGUGAUGACUGGCCGAAACAUUUUAUCAAUGCUCUCAAAGCGUGCAAACAUGAAAAGCUGGCGAAAGAGUUCGAGGAGGUCUAUGCUUCGUAUCAGCUGCCAACUAACCAGUCUGGUCCUCUAUCACUCCCUGCAUCACUGAGUCAACACAACCAUCAACCAACUCCGGAAAGUCCACAGCGUAGCUCCAGCCUCCCAGGACAGAUGCCGUCAACAUCCCUUGACACGCAGCCAGGUCCUUUACCAGAACCUUCCCAAAGGUUCAACCCGAUCCAACCUGAGCAGCAGAUGACGCAAAGAUCGCCAUCCCUACAUAACCAUGAGUUUAGAAGCCUUCCUCCAUUCCCACAAGACCCUCCUGCUCCGCCCAGAAACCCACUUUCCCACAAUGUUUCAGAACCAGUACGCUCCGACGGUAGAACAGUAGAUGAUACGUCCAGAAAUCCAGUCCCAGAAACAACUCCAUACCAGACUACACUCCUUGAAUUUGAGGCUUUACAGAAGGAUGAGUCUUCCAUCUCAGAAAAUCCACAUAUUGGGUCGGAUCUUUUACCUAGUCAUAAGCUGUCACCAAACUUAAAAGAGCCACUACCAGGGGUGUCCAUCAAACCGUCCCUCUCAGGAUGUAUCUCCGAUAAAGAUUCCAGAGGCUCAAACAAACCUGUCUUAUGGUCCUUCUUCAAGCAGUGAUGGAGGGGGUGACAUUGGGAGAGGUCAACCUGAGCACAAUAAGACACAGAAGCUACCAGAGCAAGUUCCUGCCUAUAUUACUGUUAAGUCUAUACAGAAGGAACAUGGGGAGACUGAGAACAAAGAGCAGUCUGAACACCCACGAGGCAUCAAACCUUCAGGAACGCCCUGUGUCAUCUUCACGCGUUCACUCGGUGAGGGAGAAGGUUGUACAGGGCAAUGGACGUCCAGCAUUCCAGGCAGUGGACAAUGUUCCAGACAGGCAUCCAGCAAGCUACCGUCCUGUAAACAGAGAAACUGUCCAAGGGGAACCGAGCAGGACAUGGCAAGCAGAUCAAUGGGCUUCUUCAGGUCCAUCUUGCAGACCGCUGGACAGAAAUAAUGAAGAGGAGUAUUUAAGCAAACCAGGAGCUCUGGUGUCUACUGAUGACCUUUCAUCUGCAAACUCUAGUGUAAUUUCCCAUCCUCAUGACUUACAAAUAAGUAACUAUACAGAGAUGAACGAAUCAAGUAACUCUACUGGUCGGUCUUCUUCUCCAUCCAUCACGCAGAAGAAAGUCCCACUUGCGAGCACUCCAAACAACAUGUCGCUAAAACACAGUGCUGAGGAGGAUGACUUCAUGUUUGACUCGAGGUCUAGUCCAGGACGUAACAGAUUUGAUCAUUUCUCAUCAAAGCAGCCAGAGGAGAACAGCUUUGGAAGUAGUGAUGUCCGCCGCUAUAGCCUUCAUUUUAACGAAAGACCAGAAGAAAACCUCAUGGGAAGCAAUGAUGACGCUUUGAGGAAUAGACCAAGAAAGAGUCCAAAUACCAGUGAGCCAAAUGAUCAGAAUACGCAGAAAAAAACUAGCAAAACGGCAGAAGGAAGGGAUCGUGAAAGAACCGUCUUGGUUACAAUCACUGUUGCUUCAGUUUGCCUUUCUUUAUACCUCUUAUGGAAAAUUCAACAAAAGUAGAUGCUUCAGAUUUAAAGGGCCACUAAAGUACAAAGAAGCUGCUAACUGCACUGACACAUACACUAUAUGAACAGAAGGGUUGGGACACAACUCAGUUGUUGAAUUCAGGUGUUUCAUUCAGUCCCAUUGGCACAGGUGUAUAAAAUCCAGCCCCUAGCCAUGCACUCGUCUUUACAAACAUUUAUGAAAGAAUGUCUCAUUCUGAAGAGCUCACCGAAUCCCAGCGUGGUCCUGUAAUAGGAUGCCACCACAACAAGUCAGUUCCUGAAAUUUCCUCUCUCCUAGGUAGGCAUUGUUGGGUAUGUUUGGUGUGGGAGAACUUGACUGGCUGCACAGAGCCCUGACCUCAACCCCAUCCAACAUCGUUGGAAUGAACAAGAAUGGAGAUGGUGAUCUAAGCAAAAUCAUAUAAUAUCAGUGUCUGACCUCAUAAAUGUUCUUCUCGAUGAAUGGGCAAAUAUUUCCAAAGACACACUCCGAAAUCUUGUAGAAAAACCAGAAGAGUGGAAGCUGGUUUAGCUGCCAAGGGGAACGCAACUUCAUAUUAGUGCCUAAGAUUUACAAAGGGAUGUCAUAAAACCUCCGGUAGGUGGAAUGUGUAGGUGUCCAAACAUUUUUGUCCAUAUAGUGUAUGUAGGUUAAAGGGGUUCUGCAGUUCUUUUAAACUGAUGACCUAUCCUCUGGAUAGAUCAUCAGC
Messenger RNA from Bufo gargarizans (Asiatic toad), 3119 nucleotides. RefSeq names its product mitochondrial antiviral signaling protein (gene MAVS). Lineage: Eukaryota; Metazoa; Chordata; Amphibia; Anura; Bufonidae. The record is from RefSeq and is a predicted model, not a curated record. The transcript has 10 exons. Bases 582 to 1466 code for a protein of 294 amino acids.